ACGGAGCCGCUGCUGGCCGACAGACAGCUGCUGAGCGCCGCGGAGCUCCGGAGCAGAGAGCCGGAGGUGCUGCAGGACCGGGUUCUCCUGUGAUCCGGAUCAGUCCCCCGGGCCAGAGGACACUUCACAGAGUCCGUGUUUGAGUUCUGUCAACUUGUGGAAUUAAAGGAGGAGACAGGGAGCAGGAAUCAGGAUCGGGACCAGGACCGAGUCUGGAUUAAUGUCCGUGCUCCGUGUGCCGUGAUCCGGAUCGUGGGACCAUGGUGGGGGACAUGGAGGGAAAGGACAAGCCGAGACCGAGUCCGGAUUAUCUGAUGCAACUGAUGAACGACAAGAAGCUGAUGAACAGUUUACCGAACUUCACCGGGAUCUUCCAGCACCUGGAGAGACUGCUGGACCAGGAGAUCAGUCGUGUCAGGAAGGACAUGUACACCAACACUCUGAACGGUUCAGACAGAAGCAGCGAGCUGCCCGAUGCCGUUGGUCCGACUGUCCAGCUGCAGGAGAAACUCUAUGUUCCCACAAAGGAGUUCCCUGACUUUAAUUUUGUCGGGAGGAUUCUGGGACCUCGAGGUCUGACGGCUAAGCAGCUGGAGGCGGAGACAGGAUGUAAGAUCAUGGUGAGAGGGCGGGGCUCCAUGAGAGACAGGAAGAAGGAGGAGCAGAACCGAGGGAAGCCUAACUGGGAGCACCUGAACGAAGAUCUUCACGUCCUCAUCACGGUGGAAGACGCUCAGAAUCGAGCUGAGAUCAAACUUAAACGAGCUGUGGAGGAAGUCAACAAGCUGCUGGUGCCUGCCGUGGAGGGUGAGGACAGUCUGAAGAAGAUGCAGCUGAUGGAGUUAGCCAUCCUGAACGGGACGUACAGGGACGCCAACAUCAAACCCUCCUCUACUCAGACUCCUCGUGUCCUCUCUGGCCCCGCCCCUGUACUGGCUCCGCCCACCGUCCUGCGUACACCUGCCCCCGCAGGCCCCGCCCUGAUGCCUCUGAUUCGUCAGAUCCAGACGGUGCUGCCCAAUGGGACGCCUCACCCGGCGGCUCUGAUGCAGGGGACGGGGCCUGAGUCCAGUCUGAUCUAUGCGGCGCCGUACGACUACCCGUAUGCUCUGGCGGCGCCGGCCUCCAUCUUGGAAUACCCCCUGGACUCUGGAGGGAUGUUGGGUAAGCCCGCCCCCCCCUGCUCCUGCGACUGCUCCCCCACGCCUCACCACCACCCCCACAGCCAGUGGUGCCCCGCCCCCACGCUGCUCCUCAGACACACCUCCUAAAGAUGGAGAACAGGCACCACACACGCCACACCUGGUUCACAGCUGACGCCUGCGGCAGCACCCCCUGCUGGACGCCGUUGUUCAAACAGGAAGUGAUGAUCAGUAGGGAGAACAUUUAAACGUUUGUAUAACAUGUUUUCUGUCUAACAUAGUUAACACUCACCAGACGCUCCGACAGAACCUGAAGCGCUGAAGAGGUCUGACUGUCGACCAGUCAGGACGUCGCUGAACAUGUGCGCUGUUCCUCCAUCACAACCUUCUGUAUUCACCUGUCAGGUGACGUCAGCUGUGGGCGAAGCGUUCAGUUACCAAUGUGUUCACUCUGCUUUUACUGAUGUGCCUCAGAACUUCCUGUUCCUCAGAGACCCUCAUAGGAAGCGAUGUCAGAAACAACGUUCUCCAUGUCAUGUGACCACAGCUGGUAGUGUUGGUGUUGUGAUGGAGGUUUUCAGAUCGGUGUAACGACUCAGUGUGAGAAACACGAGACGAUCUGAGAACCUUCAGUCGAGUUUUUAACUGAGAUUAAUUUUAAUUAACAAUAAAACUAAUUAAUUAACAAACAAACAAACAAACAAACUUUUCUCGUCGUAAAAACUGAGUUUAAUUUUAGAUCAUUAAAGCUUUUGAAUUUAAAUCAAACAGAUGGUUCAGGGACACAGUUCAGAUGAAAGUCUGAAUAUUUGGUGAAAAUGUUUUAAUAUCGUAAAAAAAAUAUUGUCUUCGUAUUUUCACAAAAAGUCGAACAACUUAAGAAAAAAAUGUUUUAACGUAACGAGACGAGUUUAUUCUCACGUCAUUACACCUCAUUUAUUUCAGUGUUACGACUUUAUUAUCUAAAUGUAUCUGUGGCCUGUGGUAGACAGUGAUAACCAAUCAAACUGAUGCACCUGAAAGGGGUGUGUCCUCAUGAUGAUGUCACAGUACAGACUGGUCACCUGUCGACCUCUCAGGUCUCACCUGUAACAUAAAUUUUAGCUAAACGUGCCUUAACGUGUUUCUACUGAUCCUCUGUGAUAAUGCUUUCACUGACCUGUACCUGUGAUGGUGCGUUCACUGACCUGUACCUGUGAUGUUGUGUUCAGUGAUCUGUACCUGUGAUGAUGCGUUUACUGACCAGUACCUGUGAUGGUGCGUUCACUAACCCAUACCUGUGAUGGUGCGUUUACUGACCCACACCUGUGAUGGUUCGCUCACUGACCCGCACCUGUGAUGGACACUGUGGACAGGGACUCCACGUCCUCCAUGACAGUCUGGGGCAGGUGUGGUGGUCUCUAAAGUCUUCAUCAAAGGACGGUUACCGCAGACCAACGUUAGUCUGCACACACUCCGCUCCCUUUUCUCUACACCUGCCUUUCCCACAACCCACUGCUCUGCCUCAGCUGCUGUCUGUUCAGGGUGUUUUCACACCAACAACCAAGAUAGUCCACCAGACUCCAGCUUUCACAUCAAAAUGUAAAUUUACUGUUAUCUAAUGUGUAGCGUUUUUAAGACCAUACGAAGGCCACCCACUAUCUGAUGUGAGCCAGCUAUUUGAAUUGCCACCUACUUAAAACGUGGGCGUACCGAUCUCUAAUUGAGCCGAGGUCAUGCUAACGGUAGCUAACUGUGAACCCUUCAGGACAGUGAGGAUAUUUGAACCUGGACUUCCUGCUCCGUUAUUUUGAGGACUGUUGUUAUGUUGAUUCUGACUAACGGACUGGAAACGUUAAAUAAAUGUACGUUGAGCUGUAAGAAGACGACACUUUAUUUACCAUUCAAGUAUUAGAAAUUCAUUUUAUUAAAUCCUGUUUAGGCUCCACCUCCUCCAGAGUUACACAUUUCAAAUCAGCCUCAUCUCUGUGUCUUAAGUGCAACCAGGAGGGGUUAGCCUAGCUUAGCACAAAGACUGGAAGCAGGGGGGAAACUGUUAGCUUCAAUGCUAAAUGCUGAAAAAUUUCUUCACCUUCAAUAAAUAAUAAUAAACAACAACGCUCACGCCGACCCAGAAACACCAAACAACAUGUCGGAGGGUGGAGCUUAGCUAAGAGUUUCCCCGAUUCAUGAGAUGAAACGUAGGACUCUUUGGGAGAUGAGUACACGAAGAUUUUAUCAGAUGUUUUAAAGUUCUCAGAUGUUAACGUGAUGUUAGCUAACAUCAUUCGUCCUGAAGAAAUGAUCCACAUACAGAAAAUCUGUCGGACUUCCUGCCAUGAAUGAACUUAUUUUUUCAUGUUGAAUCAGAUUUUCAAAGUGGUCGGUUCUGGUCGGUUCCCUCUGAGUCGGACUGACGGACUGGAGACCAGGAAAAACAGGACGACUGAGAUCAGUCGAGGUUGAAUGAGGACGUUCAUGUUUCUGCUGAUGAUCAGAGUCCAACAUUUACAUCUCAAAUAACCUCGUACAAACGUUUUGAUCGCAGCUAAACCGUGUGUCUCUGAUGAUGUCACAUUGCCUGACCAAUCAGAAUGUUUGAUGUAAAAGUUUCAUGUUUUGUUUAAAAAGUCGGAACGUUUCGAGGUUAAUGUAAAAACACGAUGAGAAAAACAUCAUAACGUCUUCUGAGAAUGAUCUGCACCAAUCAGAUUAUGACAUGUAUCAUCCAAUAGAAUCCCAGCGUCAGUGUGAUGUCACUGACCAUCAGCAGAAACGUUUCCUUCCUCUCUGACGUCCUGUGAAGAACCAGAAGAACCCUGAAGUGUGAUGUCGUAGGACUGAAGGUCACCAUGACCUGGAUGACCGAGAAUCGUCAUGACGAUGUCUCAUCGUCAUGACGAUUCUUAUUGUCCAGAUCAUCAUGACGACCUGGACGAUGAGACAUUUGUUACUAAAAGGAUCAAACUGGAAACUUUAUUGAUCACAAACACAGUAACAGUAACACUGACUAAAUGAAUGACAUAAAUCUGAUGACAUUGCGCAAAGUCCUGAUGUCACCCCGCCGCCGACUCAUCCGACUCACCCAUUACAUUAACACAACUCGACACACUCAAACCCUCCACCAAUAAAAACUUGUAUAAACCAGAUUUAUUUACGUCUCAUCGGUGACUGUGUCGGGUCGGACCCCGGCUGUCCGCGGCGGGCUGCAUUCAGGUGUUACUGGCUGUGAUGGAGGUGAACAGGUGGACGAUGGGCGGCUUCAUCAGCUCGGUGUGGCGUUCAGGGACACUGAACAUGAUGAACAUGAUGUCACAUGAAGACAGUGUCAUUGUAAAUGUUUUACAAGGUUUAUAGACAAACAUGGUCGAACCUUUUUCACCUGACGCAGAACGCCGUCCUCCGUCUGACGGGUUUAUAUCAGUGAAAAGGUUUUUACCCGAUGAUGCUUUUAAGGACUUGACAUUAUGUAUCUCCAACAUGUCAGAAUACAGUUUGUUUAGUUUAAUUAAUGCAACAACAAAUCAGAUCAGCAGACAUUUACACUCACUUUAUUUAUUUACAUUGUUUAUCAGAAACAACGUUGAAAGGAGGACCAAUCUGAGACACAAGAGUACAACACGUCUCCAUGUUUGUGUUUUACAUUUAACAGCUCCGAGGGGAAAUGGUCAUAUUGUUUAUUUUUAUACAUCGAGAAGUUCAUCGGAGAUGAAACUAUUAAAAUCCAGAAAGUGUGAUGUCACCAAAUGCUGAUGAUGAACUCCUUUAUAUUUCAGAAGAAAUGAUGAACCUCAAAACCAGAAACUGUUCAAUAACGCUGAUGCUGUGGAGAUACAAGGUUUUCACUAAGCUAUUACAGAAGUCUGUGUUUGUCAUACGAGGUUUCCAUCAGUCAGAUUCAGUUAGAUUUAACCAGGUACCAGUUCAACCAAUCACAGCUCAGCAUUUAACCCUUUAAACAUCUCCUGCAGACAGACGAGGGGCGUUCAUCACAUUGUCAUCUUCAUCACAUCGUCAUCACAUUGUCAUCUUCAUCACAUCUUCAUCACAUUGUCAUCUUCAUCACAUCGUCAUCACAUUGUCAUCUUCAUCACAUCUUCAUCACAUCGUCAUCUUCAUCACAUCGUCAACGAAUGUUAGUGCAGACGUGGUGUUUCCUGUAUUUAUGUGGAUCUAAAAUAAGAACCAUAGAAUGUUUAUUCUUUGUGCAGCAGAGCUCCUGUCGUCACUGUAAUGAUGUCACUGCGUUUCUCAUGUACGAUGUUAAACCACGUGAAACCACACAGUGGCGUCAGAGGAACGAAGAUGAAUCCGUCACAGCGUCCUGUUGCUCUGCUCUAUUAAUAUGUUUGAAUCUUAAAAAAUCUUUAAAGUCUGCAGUUUAAAUAAGAAAUAUUUUGUUUGUAUUCAUGAAUUUUUUGUGUAUGUUUAUUAAAAAUAUUUUACAUAGAAUUUUUUUUAGUUUUUUUUGUGUAAAUUUUUUUUUUUUUUUAAUUUUAAAGACACAGUUUCAAAACUUUGAUCAGUUAUUCUGGUUCAUUGUCUUAAAUAAUCUUUGAGCUCAGGUCGUUCAGAUUUAUUGAUAAGAAGCGUGUGAAGAUUCUCCAGGAAGUGACAUCACAGGAAGCAAAAAUACAGACGCAGGCACUAGUGGACCGUUUCAACUGCAGAGUUUAAAGGGUUAAUCAGCAGAAUAUAAAUAUUAAUUAUAAAAUCAAAUAAAAGAAUGAUAUGAAUUCAGACUGAUGAAACACGACGACAAUAAAUCAGAUUUAAUAUUUAUGAAACUGUCAAACUGAUGAAAAAAACAAACUUCACUUUUCUUCAGCUGAAAAACUUCAUGUUUCAGUUUUUAUUUAAUCACCUGAACGUCACAUCGACCUGAACUGAUCAGAGUUAUACAGCAUGUGAUCUUCAGCUCAUAAACUCCUCCUCCUCCUCCUCCUCCUCCUCCUCUUGCUCCUCCUCCUCCUCCUCCUCCUCCUCCUCCUCUUGCUCCUGCUCCUCCUCCAUCAGAGCAGACAUUUCAAACCUCAGAUGAACCUCAAACAUAAUGUUUUGACCUUCAGGUGCUGACGGAUGAGACGAUGAAGAGUUUUCGAAUGUGUUUUUAUUGUGUUGUUGUUUUUGUUUGUUGCUCAGAUUGUCAGUGUUUAUGAUGAAAUAUAUAUUAAAUAUGUGUUAAAGGAAAAAAACAGGGUAAGUGUGAGGUCGAAGGCUGUUUGUAGGAAGAAGACACAUCUGACAGUUUUCUG
This is a messenger RNA of Epinephelus moara (kelp grouper), 6376 nucleotides long. Its product is annotated as protein quaking-B-like. The transcript has 6 exons. NCBI's taxonomy places the organism in Eukaryota, Metazoa, Chordata, Actinopteri, Perciformes, Serranidae. Gene Ontology annotation, molecular function: mRNA binding. The record is from RefSeq and is a predicted model, not a curated record. Gene Ontology annotation, cellular component: nucleus. The coding region runs from base 261 to 1271 and encodes 336 amino acids. Gene Ontology annotation, biological process: regulation of mRNA splicing, via spliceosome.